Messenger RNA from Anoplopoma fimbria (sablefish), 3529 nucleotides. RefSeq names its product fms related receptor tyrosine kinase 3 (gene flt3). The record is from RefSeq and is a predicted model, not a curated record. Gene Ontology annotation, molecular function: ATP binding; transmembrane receptor protein tyrosine kinase activity. Gene Ontology annotation, cellular component: signaling receptor complex. The coding region runs from base 61 to 3114 and encodes 1017 amino acids. Gene Ontology annotation, biological process: B cell differentiation; positive regulation of kinase activity; cell surface receptor protein tyrosine kinase signaling pathway. NCBI's taxonomy places the organism in Eukaryota, Metazoa, Chordata, Actinopteri, Perciformes, Anoplopomatidae. The transcript is spliced from 24 exons.
UAUUUCGAACAUCAAAGUUUGUCUGUCUGACACUGUGAUGACUGACGGAUAGAAGCAUCAAUGCGGAGGCAGAUAGAGAUGAUUGCGGUUGUCUUUCUUCUGUGUGCUGUCGAGCUUCUCUGCACUGAUGGCAGAGCAGAGCAGAAUCAGGCCUGUGUGACCAGUCAUGAGGUGGCUUGCUUUGAGCCAGCUGACUAUCUGAAUGCAUCUGAUUCUGUCAGCGUAGAGGUGAGUGUUGGUAAGAAACUCAACAUCUCCCUGGCGCACUUCUCUGAAUUCCCUGUUUGCCACUGGAUCAGAGGAGCUGACCCAAUACUGACAGUAAAUGGGAGUAACUACAUGGUCCUGCUGCCGCUUUCUGAGAAAGAUUCAGGGGAGUUUACGCUGAGCUGUGAAACCAGCGAAGGGACCAGGUCCUCACUGGCUGUGUCUCUGCAUGUAGUAAUGACACGACCCACAAAACCAAACCUGACUCUGGACAAUUUGAAUGUCAGAGGGUCUUCCCCUCUUUUCAAAUGCACCUCUGAGGGCAUCCCAAAGCCCACAAUUAAAUGGACUGGUAACAAGGUUGGGAAAGAUGUUUCUGCAAACAGUGCAAUGGCAACUAGCACAAUAUCCAGUAGUGAAUAUUCUCAAAAAGGAGUGAUGUGCUGUGCUACCAAUGCCGAAGGACAAGAAUGCUCUCAACUCUAUGACUACGACCUUGACACUUACGAUAUGAAAUCUGAUGUGGACAUCGUGAGACCGGGUCAGUCUUUACUUCUACGCUGCCGAAUACAACAGUAUGGGAAGCAGCUAUUUGUGUGGAAGUAUGGCAACAAAACAAUGGACACCUCCAUAUUAGCAUGCUCUUCUAAAGUCACGAAGGAGAUUUGCAUUACAUAUGAUUCACAUGGAAAAAGUCAGAUGUCCUACUUAUUCAUCAAGUCGGUUAAUGUUGACCACAGUGGCACAUACACCUGCAGUCAAAACAACAAAAUAAAGUCAGUUGACAUUCGUGUCAAAGCCGAGGGGUUCAUCUCUGUCCAGCUGAAUAAGAGCAAGAUCAUACCAGCUCAGAAUGCAUCACGCUCCUGUUUACAAGCCAGUGUUUCCUACCACCCUGAACUCCAGCAGUGUUCCUGGGAAGCUCCUGAUAAAAAAAUGACGAAAUGCAUCAGGGACGAUUGGGUAACAAAACACAGGACCCUGAAGCUAUGUGAUGUACGCAAAUCAGGAGAUUAUAAAUUACACUUGGAGGCUGCCGGACAAAAAGAAUCAAAGACUAUAGCAGUGUGUGUUGUAGACACACCGAAGUUCAAAUUCAGGGUUAACGAGGUCAAUAACACCUUCACCUUUGAGACCACAAGUCUCGUGCCAGCAAAUUAUACCUGGAUGUCUUGUUCGGCGUCUAACAGUACCUGUGAAAUAGACUCUUCCUGGAAGGAGAUCCCAGAAGCCUCUCAAAAUGACUCGGAUGUCUUCUGUGAGAAGAUAAUCAAGAGCUCUCUGAGCAGAGAUCUAGUGGAUGGACACCAUUUAAGGUUCUGCCUGACAAACUCAGUUGGCUCCUGGUGCCAAACUCAAUACUCAAUAUACUCCCCACCUUUAAUCCAGGCCUCCAGAGGUUCUGCAAAUAAUGAUGACGGUAGCUUGGUGCUGAAAGCAUGCAGUUUGACUCUGUUCCUGGCUUUGGCGAUAGUUAGCGUCCUGCUCAUAUACUUUGUCAAAAAGAAGAAACCCCAGUAUCAGCCCCAGCUUCAGAUAAUCCAGAUGGUUGGACCCAAUGACAACGAUUACAUCUACAUAAACUUCAAGGAGUUUGGGUACGACCAGAAAUGGGAGUUUCCCAGGGAGAACCUGGAACUGGGUGAAGAACUGGGCUCCGGAGCUUUUGGCAUGGUGGUGCAGGCUACAGCUUAUGGCAUCAACAAGCCUGGAGUCUCACAGCAGGUGGCCGUCAAGAUGCUUAAAGAGAAACACCAGACGGUGGAGAAGGAGGCGCUGAUGUCAGAGCUGAAGAUGCUGACUCACAUUGGUCACCAUGCCAACAUUGUUAACCUGCUUGGAGCGUGCACGGACUCGGGACCCACAUACCUGAUAUUUCAGUACUGCUGUAAUGGAGAUCUACUGAACUACCUAAAGAAAAACCGAGAGCGCUACCACAAGUCUGUGACCGAUGCUUUCAACAAGGACCGCUUCAGCAGCCUUUACCACAACCUGCAGCCCAGGAAAAGCUCUGGUGAGCCAGACACGGCAGUGGACAAUUACGUGCCAAUGUACGGCUCUACCACCAGAGGGCAGGAGGACAUCGCUCUACUGACCAUCAACUCCGGUGACAUGGACAGCUUUGAAGACCCAAUAGUGUAUGAAGACCCCGACGAUCAGAGAGAGGAGCUGCAAACCCUGACCUUUGAUGACCUGCUCAGCUUUGCCUUCCAAGUGGCCAAAGGCAUGGAGUUCCUCUCCUCCAAGAAUUGCAUCCAUCGAGACCUGGCAGCUCGGAACGUGUUGGUGACAAAUGGCAGACGGGUGAAAAUUGGUGACUUCGGACUGGCCAGAGACAUCGACAACGACUCCAACUAUGUCGUGAGAGGAAAUGUGCGUUUGCCAGUGAAGUGGAUGGCACCAGAGAGCACCUUUCAGGGGAUCUACACCAUGAAGAGUGACGUCUGGGCUUAUGGCAUUCUGCUCUGGGAAAUCUUCUCACUUGGUGUGACUCCGUACCCGGGCAUGAAGGUGGAUCACACGUUCUAUUCAAUGAUUGAAAGAGGAUUUAAGAUGGAUUGUCCAUACUACGCCAACGAGUCUGUGUACGGGAUGAUGUGUAAGUGUUGGUCUCUGGAUCCCAGCAACCGACCAUCUUUCUCCAAACUGGUGUCCUUUAUGUGUGAUCAGCUGAUGGACAGAGAGGAGAAGCUCUACCAUAACAUGCUCGACCAGACUGACAGCGACUACCAGAAUGCAGCAGCCAUUUUGGACAUUUCCGCCUUGACAACGCAGAACGAGAACAAGACUCAGUCAACCAAUGAUUACUGUCGAACCCAUGCGACUGAAGAAAGCAAAGCUGAAGUGUCUGACUCAGACACUGUGGCAGCUGAGGAGAAGCUUGUGAAGCCACCUGAUACGGAGUGAUCGCCAAAUGUUCACACCAAUUUAUCUAUAUAUAUAUUUGAAACAGUUUAUAUAAGGUUUUCCUCAUAGUAUUAAUCUCAAGAGUGACAGUAGAAUGCACUUGCUUUAUUUUCUAUUAGAAUAUUGUAACAAGAUUUGGCUUGAUUCGGCCUGUAGCCUGAAAAACUUUUGGUUUUAGCAUAUACAUAUCAUAUAUAUUGUUGUGCAGUGAAAUGUGAUGCCAAUUACUUUGUUGUGUUCUCUUGUAUUACACCAGCAGCUAUUACUUGCAGAUUAAACCCAAUAUUUUUACACAUUUAUAUAUCUUUUUUAAACAAAGCUUUAUUUUUGAAAUAUUUUAGUGGAAUUUUGUAUUAUCUUUAUUUCUUUGUGUUUGUAGCAUUAUACCUGCAAUAAAAUGUACUUUACCCCAAAC